This is a messenger RNA of Peronospora matthiolae, 1371 nucleotides long. The record is from the annotation of a GenBank genome assembly. NCBI's taxonomy places the organism in Eukaryota, Oomycota, Peronosporomycetes, Peronosporales, Peronosporaceae.
AUGCGAUGCGCGAACAAGGCCGCCGAGAGCGCGUCUGCACGUCUCUGUGCGGACGCCGAAGCAGAAACCACAGCAACUGAUGUCUCAUCGGUUGCUGAAGCGACCCAGCCUGUGUCACUUGGUGAUGCAGGCGCUGGUCAUGAAGACACUCGUGUCUUCACAGAGUACGAGCUCGGUGUCUCGUACUCUCCUGAUAUGGAUGACGGAUCCGUAUCGACAGCGAUUGAAUCCAAGCCGCCUGCCAAGCGUGGCAUGGACGAUGCUUUGCGUCGCAGCAUCUUUGGUUCAUCUGAUUCAUCAGAUGAACCAUCGCCGAAGCGAAGGCGCUCGAGGUCGCGAGACUCGGGCGCUAAUAGUGGUGUCGGUUCUCCUAGGGACACCACUUCACAGCGAGGUGCCAGUACUUCUGUCGGCACGUCGCAGGAAGAGCGGGACCGCAAUGUCUUGCGUCUCGCUCCAGAAAAGAAGGCAUGGAUGCCUCCAAAAUCCGUCAUGGAUCACUUGUCGGCGACGACGAGUGAUCGUUAUCGAACACGAUUGUUCGAUUCGUCAAGGAUCCAUCACCUUGACCCCAGCGCGAAAAACUAUCGCGCUGAACAUGAAUUCUUCAUCGAUGCUUUCUUUAGACAUCGAUGGUACAGUGGGAAUCACAAACGUGAUGGUCCCUCACUACUGCAAGCGUGGAACGCCUACAUCCAUAACCUUGAGGAUGUAGGUCGUGAAGCUUGGAACGACAAACUUAUCAAAUCUCGUGAUAAGUUUGAAAAGCGAGCCCCGACAGGCCCUAAUAGCCCGUGGUGGCGCGUACGUAUCUCUAGUGAGAUGUACGAAGGGAUUGACAACUUGAAAUCCCUUUACGACCGUGCCGGGAAGACUUUCUCCGGCGGUCCUUCUGCGGCACAGGAUGUGCCGCGUCGUACUGCUCAACCAGACCCAGUACGUCAACCAUCAGUUGGGAGCGGGGCUCCCAAGAAUCCCAGGACGGGGGAUAGCCGCGCCACCGGACGAGAUAACUCGUCCGACGUCCGUUCACGUUGCGUUGGUUCAACAGCUGCUCAACUAGAUAGCGCUGGCCACCGCGAGAGUCCUCUAAUGGAGGUGGAGGAGGAGGAAAGACGCUCUCCACACGAUCAUGUGGAUCGGUGUGUUCCCGAGAGCUUCUUUGAUCGCCUUGAUAACGAGAGAGCUUUGACAUCUCUGCGUGACGAGCUAAGGGUAGCUCGUGGGAUUGCUGAUCGGUCUCGGGAUGAGAUAGCUGCUCUUCAGACCCUUGUUGAUGCCCACCAUCGGGAGCACAAGGCUCUCUGCGAGAUGCUUGAGCGCAAGGGCGUUCUUCAUCGGAAGAAGCAGCGUACUGAUGGUACGGCUUAA